Molecule: messenger RNA, 191 nt
Organism: Pelobates cultripes (western spadefoot toad)
Lineage: Eukaryota; Metazoa; Chordata; Amphibia; Anura; Pelobatidae
Source: the annotation of a GenBank genome assembly
UCGGUCACUCACAGCAGGCCGGCCCAAGAUGGGGAGAGGUGAGCUGCAGCAAUCCGGUAUGCAGCUGCCAGCUACUAUGCAGGAAGCAAGGUAUGGAGCAGGGAGAAGGAGCUUAGGGGCGCAGCAUCCAAGUGCUGCGCCUCCACAGAGAGCUGUGGAAGGAUCCACUCAGUUUGUAAGGGCAGCGGCCG